AUGUCUGACAGAGAAAUGGUUGAAGUAAAUGACAUAAAAUUCAGUGUUGAAAUACAAAUUUUAGAAGUGGAUAACGUUAAAGCAAAUUUGCAUGGAUUAAUAUUAUUGAUGAUCAUGGUUAAAAAUAACGCUUCUCUUGAAAUAAAUAUUGAAAAAUCAUUAAUUAGUAUAAUAUUGGGAUAUUUAGAAGAAGAUAAUAACGAAAAAUAUAAAAUCGUUAGAAUUUUAGCAAAAGAAAUAGUUAAUUUCUUCAAUGCUUCAUCCAAUAUAUUAAUUAUAGAACGACAGUUGUUAGAAGAAAUUUGGGAAAAUCGUUAUUUAAAUCGUUCGGGUAUCUGGUUGCAGAGGUGUAAUAAAAAAGUUAAUGAAAUUGAAAAUAGAAAAGGCGUCACCAAAGGUGAUAAAAAACGUAAACGCAUAAUUAGUGAAAUAGAUGAAAUUGAGGACGUGGGGUUAUAUUCAUAG
Messenger RNA from Rhizophagus irregularis DAOM 181602=DAOM 197198, 465 nucleotides. RefSeq lists its product as uncharacterized. Lineage: Eukaryota; Fungi; Glomeromycota; Glomeromycetes; Glomerales; Glomeraceae. The record is from RefSeq and is a predicted model, not a curated record.